Molecule: messenger RNA, 954 nt
Organism: Parasteatoda tepidariorum (common house spider)
Lineage: Eukaryota; Metazoa; Arthropoda; Arachnida; Araneae; Theridiidae
Product: EEF1A lysine methyltransferase 1
Biological process (GO): methylation
Molecular function (GO): protein-lysine N-methyltransferase activity; nucleic acid binding
Source: RefSeq, a predicted model, not a curated record
UUUAUUCCGUGUAGUCAAAGUCUGAAUUAGCCAAGAAUCAAGAAGAUUGGAUAAAACAGAAAUUUUAAUAAUACAUCAAAUACAGCAAAUGGGGGAAAAAGUGAACAGGGAUUUGUUGACAAACAGAAUCUUAAAAUCAUCACCACAUUGAGGCAGUCUUCAAAAAAAUUUUAGCGUAAAGAAAUGACCAAAUAAAAGGGCGAAUAGAUGUAUCAAUUUUUCUUAUCUUAUUCUUAAUUUUUCAUCAAUAUUUUGAAGUAUAUAUUUACGCAUUGAACCAUGGACAGUGAUGAUAUCGGUUUAUCCGCUGAAGCUAUGAAAGCUUUACAAGAAUUUAUGCUUGAACAAACACUUUCAAACAGCACAUCUGAUAAUUUACUCGAAGAAGACUGGGAACUCAGUCAAUUUUGGUAUGAUGAUGAGACAUCUACUUUUCUUGCUACUGCUGCUCUCGAUUCUGUUAAACAUAUCGAAACCAAAAGAAUAGCCUGUGUGUCAAGUCCAUCAGUUUACCAUAAAUUGUUAAAGUUCUGUCCUGAUGCUGAAGGAAUUUAUCUUUUUGAGUAUGAUAAAAGAUUUCAAGAGAAAUAUCCAAAUGGAUUUGUAUUUUACGAUUACAAAUAUCCUGAUAAUGUGGAUAAAAAAUUCAAUUCUUAUUUUGAUGUUGUAGUAGCUGAUCCACCAUUUUUAUCUGAAGAAUGUUUGGAAAAAUUUGCAAAAACUAUUUCCAUACUGACAGACAAGAAAAUAAUUCUGUGUACAGGUGCAGUUAUGGAAGAAUUAGCUAUGAAGCAUUUAAAUGUCCAUCCUAGUUCUUUUAUACCCAAGCAUAAAAGGAAAUUAGGCAAUGAAUUUAGAUGUUAUGUAAAUUUUAAUUUUGAAAAUAGCAUUUGUAGUCAAAGUUUUACACCUUUCGCAGCAAAAGAUAAUAAUUUUGAGUUAUAUGAUUUCUAA